CUUUGCUCAUAUGAUAUGGACAAUGGCCUAUAUGAUAUGGAUAUGGACGCAGAGCCACCCAUGUUUCAGGAGACUGAGGAUGUUGAGAGCCCCAAGCGCAGCAUCCGUGACAGCGGCUAUGUAGACUGUUGGGACUCUGAACGCAGCGAUUCCCUUUCUCCUCCUCGCCACGGAAGAGAUGAUUCUUUUGACAGCCUGGAUUCCUUCGGCUCCCGCUCCCAGCAGACGCCGUCUCCAGAUGUGGUGCUGAGAGGAAGCAGCGAUGGCAGAGGAAGCGAUUCGGAAUCUGACUUGCCGCAUCGAAAGUUGCCAGAUGUGAAAAAAGACGAUAUGUCUGCAAGGCGGACAUCUUAUGGUGAACCCAAAUCAGUUGUGCCUUUUAACCAAUACCUCCCCAAUAAGAGUAACCAGACUGCCUAUAUUCCGGCUCCUCUCAGGAAGAAGAAAGCCGAACGAGAGGAGUUCAGGAAGAGCUGGAGUACUGCUACUUCUCCCCUAGGAGGAGAGAGACCUUUCAGCAAAAGCCACCCUGAAACUAUAGAAGAGGAACAAACCGAAGUACUGGCACAAUCUGAAGAAGAGUGUUUGGGCUCUUGCGUUUCUACUGCAAACCCCUCUGGGAAGCCUGUUCAAACAGAAGUGAACCACGGAGAGCCUUUGCGUCAGCCUUCUACACAUUCUGCCAACAAAGCAGCGGGGCCCAGAAAUCCCAAAAAAGAUCCCGAGGAACUGGGCAAGCUACGAAGGAUUGAGCAGGCCGGUAUUAAGAUCAUGCCAGCUACACAGCGCUAUGGUAGCAGUCAAUUGCACAUGUGCGAAAUGGAUGAGCUUACCCCAGACAUCAUCCUUCGCAAAGAGAACCCCUUUAUGCUGAGCUAUCAGCGAAAAGAUUCUGGGUCCGAAGAUGAACGAGAUGACAAGAUUCCUGACCUAGAGAAGGAUGAUUUUGCUAUACGCAGAGCAAGACUAAACCAGCCAAAACUUACGUUGCCAUUUAACCAGUAUCUACUUGGAUCUUAUGCAAACAAAGAUCGAGGUAAAGUGGAAGAAGGGAAGAAACAAAAGAAAAAGCAGGAAUGUUCAAGUGGACAGAAGAUGGGUGUGACUUCAACAAGGCCGAUGGCGAUAUGCGAAGACAAACCAUUCCUGCAGUCACAGAAGGAUGAGCCUAAGGAGGAAGGCCAAUCUAAAUUUCCAGAUGUUCAAAGAGAUGACCUGGCUAAGCGAAAAACUCAGGCUAGCCCCUCCCAACUAGAUUUGCCAUGUUUUGUGAGAGCUACUAUAACACAAGCAGAUCGAGACACCUGGGACCGACUGAAAGUUUCAGGGAAGACCAGUGAAAUUGUGGAUGCAUGUAAUUCAUCUCUCUUGGAUGCUUGUGCUGAUUCUCAGAAGCAAACGCCAAGCAGUUUGAGCGAGUGGCACGAGAGCAGCGAGGAAGAGGUGGAUGGCAGCUUCCCAGAUAUUGAGAGGGACGACAUGCUGGCUAGAAGAUUUGGAACUUUUCAGAAAUCUACUAGCCCCGUUCGCCCAUCUUGUCCUCCCAUUUCAGUAGUCAGUUAUCGUCCCUUGAAACAGCAAGGAAAAGAACGGAAGACUCUGCAGAAAGCAGAAAGCAUUACCGUGACGGACUCGGCAGUCCCCGAAAAGCAUCCAAAGUUUUGUGUAGAAAGCCCUCAAAAGCUUUUGGCGCAACCUGAGCACACACUGGAAGAUGGGAAACACAGAGUCCCUGGUAUAAGACAAGAUGGCGCCUCUUCUGUUGCUCAUAAGGACCUGCUGGACUCCAAGCCGCUCCAGCCAGGAGAUUCUUUGGAGAUGCAGCUUACUGAAAGAAACAGCCAAGGAUUUACGUCUCUAAAGGACGGACAUGCACAAACAUUCGGUUCCAGAACUCCUGUGUCUGAUGACGCAGUGAGCGUGAGCAUGUUUGACAUGAGGUGCACAGAUGAGGCUGCCGUGAUGCAACCUCAUAGCCAAGCUCGCCACGAGAAGCUGCAGGCUAUUCACCACCAGCUCAAAGAGGAAGAGGACCGGUGGCAGGAUGACUUAGCCAGGUGGAAAAGUCGCCGGAGAAGUGCUUCUCAGGACUUAUUUAAAAAAGAAGCCGAGAGAAAGAAGAUGGAGAGACUACUGACUGGCACUGAGGAGGCCAGUGAGCGAAGGAAAAGCAUAAAGACCUACAGAGAAAUUGUGGAGGAGAAAGAGAGGCGAGAGAGAGCUCUGCACGAAGCCUACAAGAAUGCCAGGUCGCGCGAGGAAGCGGAUAAUAUUCUCCAGCAGUACAUCGAGAGGUUCACCAUUAGCGAAGCCGUCCUCGAGCGCUUGGAGAUGCCAAAAAUCCUGGAGAGAAGCCAUUCAGCCGAGCCAAAUUCGUCGUCCCCGCCCAAGGACCCCAACCCCAUGAGAUACUUACGGCAACAAUCGCUCCCCGCCCCCAAGUACACUGCCAAAGUAGAGGCAACCAUCGCUCCUGCCGGCGGGUCAGAAGCCAGCAUCUCAACAGGCCGCACCUCUCCAAGCAAACCGUUUGUCUCGAAGGCUGUGCCUAUGCUGACUGCCAAGCCUUAUUGCCAGCCCAAAAGCACACAGCAGGUGUUGAGAACCUUUAAGGUCGAUGGAAAAGUCAGCAUGAACGGGGAAGCUGUCAACGGAGUGGAAGAGGAACGAGAGAGAGAAUGCACAACGUUGAUAUUUGCCCCUUCGCCAAGCCGAUCGCCAAAGUCCAGCAUUGUGGUGGACGGUUCCUCGGUGGAGGGAGAAGAAAACAGCCCUAGCACCGAGCUUGUUCUAAAGCGACUCAUCGAGCACAGCAAAGACAGAGCGCAGGCAGGCACCUUGACGGAAGAAGCUAAAUCAACCAACCAAAACGAGAAAACCGAUUCGGAAAGACUGUCUCCAGACCACAAAGAUUUCAGCACAACCGUUUCCCGUGCCAGCCCUACUGUGGCCAUGGCGGAGUUCUCUUCCACCACGAACUCUUCCCUCAGUAAUCAUCGCAAGGAAAUGGGCUCAAAUGAGGAGCCGAAGAAACUUGAAAGGGGGCAACUGAAGGAUGUCGAAGCACCAGUUAUUCAGAAGGUAGAGACUUUGGAAGCCCCUGUGCAAGAUGGAGGCAUCAUAUUUCCACUUUUGAAGAUAAUCCCUGAGAGGAGCCAAGUGGUUUUGCAGAAUACUGCCCCACAAGCUGGCACUGAUAACAGUGACAAAUCAAAUCGUUUUGGUUGCUGGUCUUGGGACCCAGAGGAAGAGCGUAAGCGACAAGAACGAUGGCAGCAUGAACAGGAGCGUGUGCUUCAGGAAAGGUAUCAGAAAGAGCAGGACAAGUUGAAAGAAGAAUGGGAAAAGGCACAAAAGGAAGUUGAAGAGGAGGAGCGCAAAUACUAUGAGGAGGAACGCAAGAUCAUUGAGGACACUGUGGUACCAUUCACAGUCACUUCGAGCUCUGCGGAACCCUUGUCCACGUCUUCCUCUGUGACGGAUGGAAAUGGGACUGUGAAUAUGGCGGACGUGAGCUACUCUGAAGAGGAAGAUAAGCAAAAGGAAGAUAGUACUCAGAAGAAUUUAUUUUCUGAGCAAGAUGGUGUUCCCUUUUCGAAAAGCAAAGAAUAUGAACCAUGGAAGGAAAAUAUGAGCAAUGUAAAUAAAGAAGAACAUAUAGGAACCAGUAAACAGAGAGGAAAUGAGCAAGACCCACAGAUGUCCAGGACAGAACGUCUGCAGCCCACUGAGAUGACUUUGCCACUGUGCCCGGAUGUUACGUGGAAUCAGCAGUUAUUAACUAAACAGAGCCCACGUGUUUCAGACACGAAACAGAAAAACUUUCCGUCGGAACAUAAUUUAGGUCUGCCGGUCAGGUCCGCAAGAGAAAUGGGGAGGUAGGUAACAGAGUUGUAAACGCUUAACAACACAC
Lacerta agilis (Sand lizard) is the source of this 3913-nucleotide messenger RNA. RefSeq names its product LIM and calponin homology domains 1 (gene LIMCH1). The record is from RefSeq and is a predicted model, not a curated record. Gene Ontology annotation, cellular component: stress fiber. NCBI's taxonomy places the organism in Eukaryota, Metazoa, Chordata, Lepidosauria, Squamata, Lacertidae. The transcript is spliced from 23 exons. Bases 16 to 3882 code for a protein of 1288 amino acids. Gene Ontology annotation, biological process: positive regulation of stress fiber assembly; regulation of focal adhesion assembly. Gene Ontology annotation, molecular function: myosin II head/neck binding.